AUGUCUGAUAAAGAGAAUAACGAGAAUGUAUACGAAUAUGAAGCUGAAGAGAAUGAUGAUGAAUAUGACGAACAAUACGAUGAAUAUGAACAAGAAGAUGAAGACGACAGUUCAAUUGAUUUUAAUACAGCUCUUAUUCAAGAAAAUGGCAUAGGUGGAGAAAAUGCUGAGACCUUUCGGAACAGAAAAGGAUAUUUUUCGAUCAAUGUGCAAACUAUCACUAACGCAAAUUUAGAAAUAAUUGACAUUGUUGCACGAUGGCAAGGAUCUGUGCAUGAUAGUACGAUCUUUAGUAAUUCAAGAAUUAAUGCGAUGUUUGAAGCUGGCCAAUUUGGCAAAGCGCUACUCAAGGGUGAUGGUGGCUAUCCUCUAAAGCCACAUUUAAUGACACCUUUAAAUGCACCAAACACUCCUGCAGAACAACUAUACAAUGAGUCCCUCAUAAAAACACGUAAUUCGGUGGAGCUUGAAUUUGGAGUUUGGAAAAGGAGAUUUCCAAUUAUGGCAUUAGGCGUGCGAUUUAAACUUGCCAAUGUUUUGCUGGUAAUUGUCGCAACGGCUGUGCUACAUAAUAUAGCCCGCCGCGGAGAAGAGAAACCAAUUGUAGAUCCAAAUGUAAUUUUACCAGCACCACUGCAGGAUCUCAUUUUAAUGGAAAAUAUAAAACUUAAUGACGCACUUUAAGAUACAAUUUCGCUUAUUAACAGUUGGUAAACAAAUAGGGAUUAAUAUAUUUAUUU
This is a messenger RNA of Belonocnema kinseyi, 740 nucleotides long. Its product is annotated as putative nuclease HARBI1. Lineage: Eukaryota; Metazoa; Arthropoda; Insecta; Hymenoptera; Cynipidae. The coding region runs from base 1 to 684 and encodes 227 amino acids. The record is from RefSeq and is a predicted model, not a curated record. The transcript has 3 exons.